Poecilia reticulata (guppy) is the source of this 6737-nucleotide messenger RNA. It is a transcript of the gene akap11, whose product is annotated as A kinase (PRKA) anchor protein 11. NCBI's taxonomy places the organism in Eukaryota, Metazoa, Chordata, Actinopteri, Cyprinodontiformes, Poeciliidae. The record is from RefSeq and is a predicted model, not a curated record. Gene Ontology annotation, cellular component: cytoplasm. Gene Ontology annotation, biological process: intracellular protein localization. Gene Ontology annotation, molecular function: protein kinase A binding.
CGGGCGGGGGGGGGCUUUAUAACGCAACACGGACUUGUUAAACAUUAACAGAUAAUAGCUGCGUGUUGUUGAAAGAGAGUUAACUGAAUGCAUGUCAAUGUCACCGUCGUUUCUGUGACUAGCUAGUCAGAGAUGUUAGGGUGACAAACCGGAGCCGACCGCGGCCUGCCUGCUUCUGCUGCUAGCUUCAUGAUUGACAGCUUGUCACCUCCCAAGGAGCCUCUCUCUGAAGUGGACUGUUGUCAUUUUAUAUGUACUUAAGGUGAGCCGACCGUCGGAGCGCCAGCGCCUCUCCGUUACCAUGGAUGUUGGUGUUCGUGUCAGAGGAGGCCCCAUCAGGUCCAGGGCGUCCGUACGGAGAGAGACGGUGCGUGACUCCGGAGCCCAGUCUGCGAAGAGCCUCUUCAGGAGCAGAAAGGAGCUGUGCGGCGUCGGCCUGGAGCUGCCAGCCAGAGACGCCACGAGACUCUCUGAGAUUCACUUCGUGUGUCUGCCCGGACAAUGUGAAGGGGAGGAUUCCACCCAGCAGACUCUGUCGUCCCUGCCCGCCACGCUGUGCGAGCUGCUCAAGUCUCUCCAUGCACACAGCCUGAAAAGCGAUGAGGUCCUGCUACUCAAAGACUCCCGCAGGCUGGCAGAGCACAGAGACGUUCAGUGUUGGCUAAAGGCUGUGUGUGUCCUGAGACACAACCCCUCCACAGGCGUGUACCCCAGCGUAGCGUCUUUGGUGGGAUUGUUGGGAUGCUACAUAGCGGGGGUCCGCUAUGUGCUGGAGCUCCAGGAUCUUCAGAGGGGUCUCAACGAGCCCAGCCAGCCGGAGGAAGACGACACCAACCAGUCAGUCUCGUCGAUCGAAGACGAUUUUGUCACUGCACUGGAGCAGCUGGAGGAGGAAGACACUAGAGACAAUCCCUCUGCAGCUGCAUUUUGCCAUUUUAAGAAGCGUGACGUGGCCUCACAGACCAUCCCAGCCCACAAAAGAAAGAAGGAAUUGUCAGGCUCCCGCAUUAUCAUAAGUUCAUCUUCCAAGAAACAUUCAGCCAAACAUGGUCCCGAUGUUUCUGUCACAGUGCAGCGGUCAUCGUCUGGGGUUGAAUCCCAGUGGACCUACUGCAGUCCCGGAGCUCGUCCGGCCUCCCCUUCUGCUCAGCUUAGCGAAUCAGAGGAGUCUGACUGCUCCAGCCCCAGCCCAAUCAUUUUCCUGGAUGAAGUGGGCUACCAGAGGAGCCUGUUGGCUAAGUUGGAUAUCCCCCAGGUUCCAGGGGGACCCAGAGAUCGAGUUGAAGACUCAGACUCUGAAGUUAGUGAAUUCUUUGACAGCUUUGACCAGUUUGAUGACCUGGAGGAGCUAAGCUCAGAGAGCUGCACUCUAACUCUCCCUCUGGACUCCAUCAGUGCCUCAACUGCACAGAAAAAGUCUGAGGCUGGUUCCAGUGGUCCCACUUCGAAGUAUGUUUCCAGGGGUUGCUCAACCAAGAGCAUGAACCCUCAGCGCUUUGACCAGCCCACUCUCCCAGCCAAUGUGAAAAAACCUACUCCUCUGAAACCAGGUUCUCCCUACUCAGUUCACCCCGACAUGUCUGACUCCCCUUGGUUGGCGCAGACGCCAUCUGAAGAAAACGGAGGACCUCUCUUCAGUCCUGUCAGCUCUUCUGCCUUUAGUCCUUUGGUGGAGACGAAUGGACCACUGGAAUACUUCUGGAAGACGGAAGAGAAAGGGGAGGACCAGUCAGAGCUAUGUAAACCUCAGGACCUCUGCUCCUUGUAUAAGACCUACUCAGACUUUGCCAACAAUCUGUCCAAAGAAAUUCUAGGAUCUGUGUGUGGUUUCCAAUCUGCUGUUGACAUCAGUGACAACAAGAAUCUCAGCUGUGUCUGCCACAAAGAGUUCAAGAACCCAUCGGGCUAUCUGAUGAAAUUGUCAGACAUUCAAGAGACUGUCACAGUAGCCAAGUUGCAGAAGAAGUCCCAGUCUCUAAAGGAUGGCAUUCAGAGAUUUGCUUCUGACCUGGUGGAGAUGAGCUUGGGGAGCGCCCUGCGAGACCUCCAAAAAGGUGUAUCCUCCUGUACCACCACCCUGUGUCACCUGGCUGCUAGACUCACCUCCUCAGUUUUUCAGAUGGCUUUUCACGAAAUUGGCAUGCGACGUGCGUAUGUCUUGAAGGAGCGAGCUAUCAACGGAUUAGCCGGUUUCCUUGUCGGUGAAGCCAUUUCUGGGGCCCUUAUAGAGUUCCUCACUGUAAAAAAACAGAUUUUCCACAAUACAGUGACGCAGUUUGCUGCCGACCUGGCCGAGGAGCUGGUGUUUGAAGGCAUAAUGGAAGUGUGUCAGUUCUCCCACCCCUCGACCCCCAUCACACCCAGUGAUUGGGCUUUUGGCCAUGGGCAAGCAGAAGAAGAAGAGGAAGAGGAGGUGGUCUCCUCCUAUGCUUCGGAUUUGUCCGAGUCCGUCAUACAGGAAGCCUUCAUAGAGCUCUCUCAGGCUGACGUUGCCUUUACGAGCCAAGCGGCUAUCAGUGUGUCCUUGGAUAACGUCUGUUAUGUCAAUGCUGAGAACACUAGCACUCAUACCAGCAGCAUCUUUGCUAACAAACAGGCUUUAAGCUCCAGCUCCACUUCAGCAGCUCCAGUGCUGUCAGGAAAGGAGGCUUCCUGCACAGUGAAGAACGCUCUGUUCACCGUCUCAGGCAUGGCUAGCUGUAUUCCUGUUCCCCAUGCUGGCCAAGCCCUCUCCAGCUUCCAGGAUCCAGAGGAAGCUUCCCAGUACAAGUCAGAUAGCCCAAAGGUCAACACCAAAAGAUUAACUGUAACAUCGACUGACAGUACCUCCUCCAAACACUCUCACGCUUACCAUCAUGAAACCCAGAACUCCAUACCUGUGGGAGGCUCCUCUCAACAAAGAUUAUUCCAAAACUUCUCUGGCAACAUGGUGGAUAUGAUUGUAACUGAGGCCUGUGAGCUUAUUACCACUUCUAAAAUGAAGAAGGGUUUUGGCGACUGCACUGACUUCCUUACAAAGUCCAUCGGAAGCCGAAGGAACUCCUCCACAGCGCAGGAAACGGCAGAUUCACCUUCAAAGCACAGAGCAGAUAGGGAGCGCUUCAGAUAUGACGGGUGUGUCCGACAGGGGUGGACUCCUGAGUUUGCUCCUCCUGUUUCCUUUCCAGCCGGUUCCUCCAACCAGGGGAAAGUCCAGUGUGAGACGGAUCCCAGGGGGAGAGGCGUGGAUCAAACGCAUCCUGUGAUGAUGGAUACUCUUGAUGUGCCUAGUGCAGCUCUGCUUGGACGGGGCCGGAUAUCUGGCGUUGCGGAUGAUCCACCUCCAAGCUCUGGCCAAAAGUCUGCAGGGACUCCUGGUACCCCUCCUUCCACCCCUCAGCAGCCCAGUGAAGUCUCUAAAGAAAAACAGAUCAAACAGUUUUCCAAGAAGCUGAAAAGCAAGCUAGCCAAUGAGUUUUCCCCUGCGACUCCUCCCCCAACGCCUCAUUAUCACCCUGAGCCAGGUCCUGGCCCUGAAGAUGGCAUCCCUGAAUCAGACAAGGUUGCGUUUAUGCUCAGCCUCAUGCGGUCUCUGUCUGAGGAGGCAGUAGGUGAUGAAGAUGUUGAAGAGGAAGAACCAGUUGAGGAAGAAGGUGUUGGUGGAACUAAGAGAGGUGUAGAGGCAGACUGUGGGCGACGGGACCUCCGUCAGGUGUCGUCUCGUAGAAUGUCUAACAAGGAAGCCCUCCACUAUGCUGAGCGUUUGGCGUGCCACAUAGUUUCUAUGGCGACUGAGAUGGAUACAUUAGGAGGGUCAGAGGAAGAGGGGGAGUUAAGCAAGAGCAGCGAGCAAAGGAGGGACAGUGUGGCUCAGUUCUCAGAACAAACCCUGAACACGUUGUGGGUGUAUGCGGGCGAGGUGGCAGGACAGGUCAUAAACGAUGUGAAGACAAUGGUUAGCUCUGGACAACAGUGUCCCUACCACAGAGCUCAGGAGCUCCGAAGAAGAAGUUUUGACAGAUCCAGCUCCGAUGGUUGGCGUCCGCGCCACCGACACCAGUCUCAGCCCAGUACAGACCAGAACCGAAACUCAAGGUUAGCAAAGCUUGCAGAGCAGUGGUCCAAUGACCUGAUAGCUUCAGUUUCUCAGUCUCCCCAUUCCACUUCAAGUACCAGCUCCAGCUCUGGUAUGUCCUCUGAGUACCCCAGCUGUGAGAGUGUGACAGAUGAAUACGCGGGCUACCUCAUUAAGGUGCUGAAAAAGGAAGGCGACACUAGGGAGUUGGUCCUAGACCAGUAUGCAAGCCGCCUGGCAUACCGCUCUAUUAAAUUAGGCCUGGCUCAUGCUAGUCGUAAGAACAAGCAAAGGCCCUCCAGCAGCCGCCUCCUGUCCUCCAAGUCACUGCCAAAUGAAUGGAAAGCUUCUGGCAAUGAGACCUUAGUAUCUAAAGAUAGAUCAGAAUCUAUGGGGUUAGUGUCCGGUGAGGACACUCAGUGUUGCUGCCGGGUUUCUGACAAGCAGUUCAAGAGGGAGUACGUGGACCUGGUCAACUUUGCCGAGUCUUUAGCUUACAACAUCACCUGUGAUGUUGCACGCAAACUGCAUCUUUCUUCAGUUCGCCUUCCGAAGUCUCUCACUGACUCCUGUCUUUAUAAAAAGUCCAAACUUGAAGAUAUGGCUGACAACAUCAUCAGGAACUCUUUCUCCUGCCCUCUGUUGUCCAAGGAGGAUAAAAAUAGACAUUACCACAGUACAGGAAGCCUGUAUGAUAGGGGCUAUAGCAGCAGGGUGAUGCAGGUCAUCGAGCAUUACGCCAGGAAGAUAGUCGAUGACACCGUCAAAAUGAGCCUGGCGUCAGUAGGACAUUCCUCCUGGGGACAUUCACAGACUCGUGGCUACAAUCGACACUCUCACGCCCAGAGGCUGUCUGAGGGGUCGGCUGCUGUCCAGUCUGUAGGAGAGAGGACCUGUCGUUACUGCCUGUCUCAGGAAUGUCCUCACUGCGCCAAACUUAGCAGACACCCUUACCAGCCUGUCUUACAGAGAAGGAUAAGAGCAUCAGAAAGUCACUUGGCAUCAGACCGCCUCCCUAGUGUGGAAAUUCCCAAGAUCCACAUCGACCUGGACCACAGGGCAGCAUUCGCAGAAGAAGUUGUGUCUCUGGCAAUGGAGACGGCCAAGCGUGAGCUGAGCAACGCCAGCCUCAAUGCAGACAGUGGGAUCGGCCAUGAUGGCACCAGCUUUGCUGAGAGCCUAACAGCAGAGAUCAUGACAUCAGCGCUGUCUAACGUCUGUCAGGCUGCCAACAUCAGUUCUCCAGGCCGGGACCCGACUGAGUCCACAGUGUCCCAGCAGCUGAGUGUGGGAGAAGACAGUCUGGGCAGCUGGUCCAACCUGAGCUUUGAGGACGAUCACCCAGACGACAACAGCAGCUUCCUUCAUCUCAGUGACAGCAGCAAUGGGAACAGCAGCAGUUGGAGCAGUCUGGGCCUUGAAGGGGAAGUGUGUGAGGAGCGCAUGUCGUUCUCCCCCUCUGACAGCGAUAACACCGAGGACAAAGAGACGGAGGUCAGGGAGUCCAGUGGGACGCUGUGUGCAGACCGGACUCCGGCACAGACCGCGCGCACCGCUCUGCUCAUCAUCAAUUCCGACUUCAGGGAGCUCGGACGAGGCCUCCAGCACGCGACCUCUGACCCCCAGCUCAGGAGCAUGCUGCAGUGGGCGGCAGCCUCCGUGGUCGACGUCCCUCAGAUCCAGCUGAACGUGGACAGAGAGCUGCAGCAGCUGCCCGCUGUGGUGCAGAAGCUCCAGGAGAGGAAGUGGAAGGUGGCAGAUCUGYUGCACAUGCUGCUGCGCUACCAAGAGGAGAGCCUCUGCCACGCGCCGCCGCCGCCACCGCCACCGGGGGGGACCAGAAACACCCAGCACCCCGCGCUCUUCCAGUGGCUCCUGGAACACGCUUAAAACCUCCUGAUUUUUUUGUUUUUUAUUAUUUCAAGAAAGGCCUUUUAGGAUCUCGUUAGCCACCAGAGGGCGCCACAGAAACCAUGUUAUCGGUUCCAUUCCCUCUCUCAGUUGGGCAGCAUGUUACAAAGAGCUCCUUGAGCUGCAUUUGUGUUUUUUCUCUCCACCUUCCUGUUGUGUUGCUGCAGAUUUUUCCUCAUGUCUCCAGGUCGGAUGAGAGGAACCGUCUCCCUUUCUACCCCUCUUGUUGCCUGCCCCCCCCCAAUCCCCCCCCCUUCCCCACCCACGCUGCCAAGCCUCCCUCUGUUCUGGAGCUGAAGAGUCAGAGACCCACCCCCUGUGUUUCCAGACAGACACGGAUGGAGCUGGGAGAGAGAAAAUGUGUUGUUUUUUGUUUUUUUAUUUCUGACAGGGAAUCCCCACAGCUGCUCAGCAGAUGAUGUCAUCACAUCCUCUGCUCACCUCCGUGGUGUUUCCACAUGUUCAGAGACCAACCAUGCACCCAAACACACACACACACGCCACACCCUUUUAUUAUCAGAUUCAAUUCAAAGGAGUAGUAUUAUCCCACCGUUUAGUUGAUCAUCUGAAGCUUCCUGCCUUUCAGUUCACUUCAGUGAAGUUUUUGUGAAGAACUGAGACUCUUCAUCGUAAUUCAUCAAUGUGCUGCCAAAUGUUCAGAAAUAUAAGCUGUCUGUGAAGGUGUGAGAAACCUUUUUCUGCUACUGUCACCUUAUGUUGAUAUAGGAAGCCAUAAUCGUGGCUUUAGAGAGAUCAAUAUGUUUAAAAAAUG